AUGUCACCAAAGGUCCUCAGCAUCUUCUCCAGCUGCAUUGUUCUCACCUCUGGCAGAAGGUUCAGCCUGAGGAACACACCGGAGAACAACAACAUGAAAGACUCUUCGUUCAUCCAAUCGCUUUACGGCUACAAUGACACCGAUAACGGCUACAAUGACACCGAUUGGGACUACGAGGUGGUAGAACCUUGUACUUACGAGAACAACCGCAGAGUGCAGCUGGUUGUGGGUCAGUACGUUCACUCCAUCAUCUUCAUCCUGGGCUUCGUGGGGAACAGUCUGGUGAUCGUUACCUACGCCUUCUACAAGAGGACGAAGUCCAUGACCGACGUCUAUCUGCUCAACGUGGCCAUCGCUGACCUGCUGUUUGUGGUGUCGCUGCCUCUCAUCGUCUACAACGAGAUGUGGGCGUGGUCCAUGGGGCCGGUGGCCUGCAAGCUGCUGCGCGGCUCUUACAGUGUGAACCUUUACAGCGGCAUGUUGCUGCUCGCCUGCAUCAGCACGGACCGCUACAUCGCCAUCGUCCAGGCCCGCCGCAGCUUCCGCCUGCGCACGCUGCCCCACAGCCGCCUCAUCUGCGCCAUCGUCUGGACUUUUGCUUUUCUUCUGUCCGUCCCAACAUUCUACUUUUACAACUGGUACGAGCCGAUGCAAGCCCUAGAGUCCUUCAUGUUUGAGGAACACGAGAGGAAUGAGACCUCCGGACCUCCGCAGUUUGUCUGUGAGUUCAGGUUCAUGAAUGACAACACGGCCUGGACGACCAAGGUCGCCGUCCCCAGCACCCAGCUGGCCGUGGGCUUCUUCCUGCCGCUGCUCAUCAUGACCGUCUGCUACACCGCCAUUAUCCUCAAGCUGCUGAGUGUCAGAAACUUCCAGCGGCACAAGGCGGUCCGGGUGGUACUGGCCGUGGUGUUGGUGUUCGUCGCCUGUCACCUACCCUACAAUAUCGUAUUGCUUUACAACACCGCCAUCAUGUUCGAGCAGCAGAAGUGUGAAGCGUCCGAUGCCCUGAAGGUCGCCGAGACCGUCACGCAGACCGUCGCCUACCUGCACUGCUGCCUGAACCCGGUGCUGUACGCCUUCGUCGGGGUGAAGUUCAGGAACCACUUCAGAAGGAUCUUCCAGGACCUGUGGUGUCUGGGGAAGAAGUACAUGGCCCCACGCCGCUUCUCCAGGGUCACGUCUGAGGUCUACGUGUCCGCCCGCCGCUCGGUGGACGGAUCCAGCGACCACGGCUCGUCUCUCGUCAUGUGAUGACGAUCGCCGUGGACCUGGCGUGAGCGCUGGUUCAGUCCAAACUCAAAUC
This is a messenger RNA of Limanda limanda (common dab), 1306 nucleotides long. Its product is annotated as C-C chemokine receptor type 6-like. The transcript has 2 exons. NCBI's taxonomy places the organism in Eukaryota, Metazoa, Chordata, Actinopteri, Pleuronectiformes, Pleuronectidae. The coding region runs from base 1 to 1254 and encodes 417 amino acids. Gene Ontology annotation, molecular function: chemokine receptor activity. The record is from RefSeq and is a predicted model, not a curated record. Gene Ontology annotation, biological process: G protein-coupled receptor signaling pathway; immune response; chemotaxis. Gene Ontology annotation, cellular component: membrane.